AUGGCUACAAGAAUUAUGGACGUAAAGCUACUGAUUUCAGAAGUGCUUCGCAUCCCCAUCCCAAUAGAUAGGCAAGAGCUCUCAUGGGAAGGGCAGUGCCUGAAAGAUGAACUGACUCUGCAAGACUAUCACAUUCCCCCUACUGCUUUCCUUGUUAUCUAUAAGAAAAUUGAAGUUGAGAUCUACUUGGAGUUCGAUGGCCAUCGUUAUGUGUACGUAGUCUUCGAUGGUAUUACCGUGGGUGAGUUGAAGGCGAAACUUCAGACGGAACAAGGCGUAGACAUAGAAGAUAAGAACAUGUGGAUUAUAGUAUUAUGGAGAGGAGCAAUAUCCACUCUGGAGAUACCCUUCGCUGCACGAAUUAUCGAAGUGAAACUACUGAUUUGUGAAGCCCUUCACAUCCCAGUCCCAGCAGACAGGCAAGAGCUCUCAUGGGAAGGGCAGGUCCUCAUGGAUGAACUGACUCUGCAAAACUAUCACAUUCCUCCUAAUGCUUCCCUUACUGUCCUUACCAAAAUUAAGGUCGAGAUCUACGUGGAGUAUAGUCGCUUUUAUUUUGUGUGUGAAGUCCAUGAUGGUGCUACCGUGGGGGAGUUGAAGGCGAAAGUUUGCGCAGAACAAAGCAUUGACGUUGAACACAAGGUACUCCGAAUGAACGGUUUUGAUCUUGAUGAUGGUGCUCUUCUCUGGGCUGCCACAGUUAUGGAAGGAACUAAGUUACAUCUCAUUAAGUAUCAAAACUAA
Prunus dulcis (almond) is the source of this 744-nucleotide messenger RNA. RefSeq lists its product as uncharacterized. The coding region runs from base 1 to 744 and encodes 247 amino acids. Gene Ontology annotation, biological process: post-translational protein targeting to endoplasmic reticulum membrane. The record is from RefSeq and is a predicted model, not a curated record. Gene Ontology annotation, molecular function: protein binding. NCBI's taxonomy places the organism in Eukaryota, Viridiplantae, Streptophyta, Magnoliopsida, Rosales, Rosaceae. The transcript is spliced from 2 exons.